UCUCUCUCUCUCUCUCUCUCUCUCUCUCUCUCUCUCUCUCAUUUUCUUUGAUACGAUACUGGUGUUUAAAGCUGAAGUGUGUAAUAUUUUUUCAAUGCUAAAAUAGUUUCACUGCUUAGUAUGCGGAGACUAUAAGUAAGCCAUUCAUAGGUAAAUUCCCCUGAAAAGUGUAAAUACUAUGGUUCUGUAAUGCUAUCAAAACAUUGUUCUAUUUGUUUUUGCCUCCUGACGCAGCAACAUCAGCUCAACCAGUGGUGUGCGUUCAGGGCAGGACUAUCUUGUUUCUCUAACCAAUGGUAGAUGGGGGAAGUGUUCAAGAAACAGACUUUUUACAUUAAUUUCCACUGGGUGUCUUUCAUUCCAGCACCUUUUGUGAAACAAGUUCUUUAGAUAAUGAUUUAGUGAAAGGCUCUCAGAAUAUUUUCUAGCUAGACUUGCAUCUGUUAUCCUUGCUGGGAUUUUCUUUUCUUAAAGGGCAUCCAAAUUAAAUAUCCUAGAUGGAUCAGGAGCUUUGGAAACUAAAUAGCAACGACAAAGUAAUCGUUAUUCUUUAAAUACAGCCCUAACCCCUUUAAAGCCUAGAGAUUAAACCUCCCAUUAUGGAUUAAACCCCUUUAUAGCUUAUUUCCAUUGAAUUAAUUAAUGUACACACUGUUAUCAAGAGAAAAAAAAACUACAGGAAGGAAGACUCAGAAGGAAGGAAUUUCUUGCAUUGUUUAACUUGGCUGCCACACAUCAGUGGAAAGCUGUAUGCUGACAGUAUAAAGGACAAGUAUAGUGUACAACAUAAAGGACGUGUUCAAUAGACCACUCUUAUCCAUCUGUCCGUCUGUCCGUCCAUCCAUCAAUCAUAUGAAAAUACAUUAUACAUUACAUAAAAUACAUUACAUCUGCAAUAUAAACAAUACACUUGCAAGACAUACAGUAUUACCAAGAAUACUGUAUACUAUAGCUGAGUUAGAAUGGCAUGUGUGUGCAUGACAAUGUGUCCCUGGAUACUAUUUUCAUACCUGUGUUCACUCUAAAAAGAUGUGUAGUGUGUUUGCAUUGUGUAUUUUGUAAUUAAUUUGUCUGAUGGAGUGUGUUCCCUCUGAGAGCAGUGGAGAGGUUCUUCUCCCCAGGUGAGGAUGCUCUGGUGAGGAUGGAGGAAAGAUGAAAGAACUGGGGAGAUAAGAAUGUUGGCUGACAGAUGUGGACAUGUCUUACACAUUUUCCCUCAGGCAGCAGAUUACAACAUGCUUUGAAUGAAGCUGUAGUUGUGAGUUCAAGGGGCUAAGUGUGGUCUGUGGUCUCUAUGGAUCAGGAUAUUGAGAGAACAAACAGAGACGUCUACACACCAGUCACAGAGACCUCUGGGGAAAGCUCAUCAAUGGAGCCCCGCAAAUAUCAACACAUUCUUUACACAAUUCUGCAUCACUGGAGGUUGUAAGCCGGGUCGCAGCGCAGCAGGGUUUUGACUUGGAUCUCGGCUAUCGGCUCCUGGCUGUGUGCGCAGCCAACCGUGACAAGUUCACCCCAAAGUCUGCAGCUCUCCUGUCAUCCUGGUGCGAAGAGCUGGGACGACUGCUUUUGUUGCGGCACCAGAAGAAUCGUCAGAGCGAUCCACAGGGCAAAGUGCCCUUACAGCCACCCAUGAACUCUAUGAAGCCCUCACUCUCUCAUGGUGAUGGGUCCUUUCCAUAUGACGGUGUUCCCUGGCAACAGAAUGCUAACCAGGCCCCGGGCUCGUUGUCAGUGGUUACGACGGUGUGGGGAGUUACCAAUACGUCACAAAGUCAGGUAUUGGGUAACCCCAUGGCCAACACCAACAAUCCCAUGAACCCCGGAGGCAAUGCACUAGGGUCGGGUAUGUCAGCCAACAACCCAGGGAUCAACUCACCUCAUUUCCCUGGCCAACAACAACAGUUUUCAGCCAAAGGGGGUUCCAACCAGGCCUACAUGCAGCAAAGCAUGUAUGGUCGUCCAGGGCAUCCGGGAGGAGGAGGCUAUGGUGGAAGUUACCCGGGUGGGCCGAAUGCUCCAGGUGGCAUCGGCAUGCCCCCUCAUACACGCCCCCCCUCUGACUUCACCCAGCCUGCUGCUGCAGCCGCCGCCGCUGCUGUUGCUGCUGCCGCUGCCACGGCGACCGCCACUGCCACGGCAACCGUAGCUGCCCUGCAGGAGACCAGCAAAGACAUGAACCAGUACAACCAGGUCUGUUCAUCUUUCCAGAUGGGACCUACACAAGGCUACAACAACCAGUUCAUGAACCAGCCUGGGCCCCGCGGCCCCCCGUCCAUGGCAGGAGGCAUGAACCCAGCUGGUAUGGGAGCUGGCAUGAAUAGCUCCAACAUGAGUGGCCCACCCAUGGGCAUGAACCAGCCCAGAGGGCCAGGGAUGGGACCCUUCAGUGGCCAUGGCCAAAGGAUGCCCCAACAGGGUUAUCCUGGCCCCAGACCUCAGUCAAUGCCCAUGCAGGGCACUAAGAGGCCCUAUCCAGGAGAGCCAAACUAUGGAGGCCAGCAGUUUGGACCCAAUGGCCAGUUUCCCAACCAGCAAGGGCAGUACCCAAACCCAAAUGCUUCUAGAGCUCUUCCUUCACCCAAUUACCCUGGCCAGAGGAUGCCGGGACAGCAGGGCUCUGGCCAAUACCCCCCAACAGGAGUGGCCAUGGGCCAAUAUUAUAAGCAAGAGCCAUUUAAUGGUCAGAAUAACAAUUUCUCUGGAGGUGGUUAUGGGUACAAUCAAGGAAAUGGACCUCCUCGGCAGGUGGUGAACUACCCCCACUCGCCUGUUCCCGGUAACCCCACACCACCCAUGACUCCAGGAAGUAGUAUUCCUCCAUACCCGUCGCCCAAUCAGGACGUUAAGCCCCCGUUUCCUCCAGACAUGAAGCCAAACAUGACGUCUCUGCCUCCACCUCCAAGCAAUCCCAAUGAAGAGCUGCGUCUGACGUUCCCUGUGAGGGAUGGGGUGGUGCUGGAGCCCUUCAGACUAGAGCACAACCUUGCCGUCAGUAACCACGUCUUCCAUCUGCGCCCCUCCGUCCACCAGACACUCAUGUGGAGGUCUGAUCUGGAGCUGCAGUUUAAGUGCUACCACCACGAGGACCGGCAAAUGAACACCAACUGGCCCGCAUCCGUCCAAGUCAGCGUCAACGCCACCCCUCUCACUAUAGAGAGAGGCGACAAUAAGACAUCUCACAAACCCCUGCACCUGAAGCACGUGUGUCAACCGGGGAGAAACACCAUCCAGAUCACAGUCACGGCCUGCUGUUGUUCGCACUUAUUCGUGCUGCAGCUGGUCCACAGACCAUCAGUGAGAUCAGUCUUGCAGGGUUUACUGAAGAAGAGGCUCCUGCCUGCCGAACACUGCAUUACCAAAAUUAAACGAAACUUUAGUAGUGUUGCAGCCUCCUCUGGGAACACCACACUAAAUGGGGAGGACGGAGUAGAGCAGACAGCCAUCAAAGUGUCUCUAAAGUGUCCAAUCACAUUCCGAAGGAUCCAGCUCCCUGCUAGGGGACACGACUGCAAACACGUGCAGUGCUUUGACUUGGAGUCCUAUCUGCAGCUGAACUGUGAGAGAGGAACGUGGCGAUGUCCUGUAUGCAAUAAAACAGCAUUGUUGGAAGGGCUGGAAGUGGAUCAGUACAUGUGGGGAAUUCUCAAUGCCAUUCAAAAUUCAGAGUUUGAAGAGGUCACCAUUGACCCAACAUGUAGUUGGAGGCCGGUGCCCAUAAAGUCAGACAUUCACAUAAAGGAGGACCCAGAUGGCCCUCUGGCCAAGCGUUUUAAAACCAUGAGUCCCAGUCAAAUGAUCAUGCCAAAUGUGAUGGAUAUGAUUGCCCAGCUGGGUCCUGGCCCUUCACCCUACACCUCCCUCCCCCCACAGCACGGAGGAAACAAUGGCGAAUAUGGGGGCCAAGUUAGAGGCAAUAGUUACCAGGGCCAUGGAAACUUUGACUUCUCCCACAGUAACUCUGGUGGCGGAGCUCCUAUGAAUGACUUCAUGCACGGACCCCAGCUCUCCCAUCCACCAGACGUGCCCAACAGCCUCAUGGGCCCUGACAAGCCUCUCGGCAUCGGCAUGCCCGACUUGAUGCCCCAUCCUGUGAGCACUGAUCAAUCCCAUGCUUCCAUGCAGCCAGGCAUGCACGCAUCCCCACACCCCAACAGCCAAUCAGCUCAGCCAUUGCAUCACAGCGGCCCCCCAUCCUCCCAGCCCCCACGGCAGCCCCCGCACCCACAGCAGCCCGGCCAAAACAGUCACCCGCAUCCCGAUAUGACCUUCAACCCUGCCGCUGAUGGGCAUGCAGGUGGCCAGGGACCUGCAGACAUGCCCGAGCCUUCCCUGGAUCUUCUGCCAGAAUUGGCGAACCCAGAUGAGUUGCUGUCAUAUUUAGACCCACCUGACCUCCCGAGCAGCAGCAAUGACGAUCUGCUCUCCCUCUUUGAGAACAACUGACUUCUAUCAAUUGGCCUUUUGGAGAGGCCUUAAUUUGUUUGGCUGUCAGGAAUCAAGAGGCACCCUGAGGACUGACUCUGUACUUUGUAAACAGGAAACAGCCAUCCUUUUGCCUCUUCCUCAUGUAAAUAUCUCACUCUUUUACAAGCGACCUUUCCACACAUAUAUGACAGCCAUGUUGGUUGGCACUAAAGUGAUAUCUUUCAAUACUAAUGGAAAUACAUGUGCAGCUAUAAUCAGUUCAUAUGAAUACGUCACACAGAACUGUGUGUGUGCUCACUAGGAAAGUAUUGUAGCAUUUUUUAAAUUCAGAAAAGAAGACCUGAAUAGACAACACACACACACACACACACACACACACACACACACACAUAUAUAUAUAUAUAUAUAUAUAUAUGUGUGUGUGUGUGUGUGUGUGUGUGUUCCAGCCUCUGUGUGUCUGCAAUCUCUUGAAGGUUUGCUCUUCCAAGCUCUACCAUCACAUCUUCCCAAAUCCUUGUCAAAUGUCCUUAGCUGUCUGUCUGUCCAUCUCUGUUGAAAAAGCACAAAAGAAUGUGUCAAAUUGUACCUGGAAGCCUGUAAAGGAGACAACAAAGGGAAGAAAGCUUAUAUCACAAUCACCGUGACAAUUGGCACCAGAAGGAUCUAACGCUCCCAUCCCAGAGACUAACGAUGGGAGUUUCUGAAAGUCCUCCAACACUCCCAAACUCUCAUUUCUCCCAUUCCUGUCACGCCAUAGGACACAUGAAAACGUGUUCUUUUCCAGUAAGCACAGCAGCUUUGCACCUCAUUUUGUAAUAUGAUUCAUAUGUCCACCGCAUUCAGGCAUAUGCGUCAUGUACAAAGUUAAACAAAUGCUUGAGGGCAUCACGGCAUGUAUUGUUUCCUUCUCAAGACAAAAACAUUUCAGCACUGUACCCUUGGCAUUGUGCAUCUUCCGAUAGACUAUACCUCCUUCCGCAAUGUCCUUUGGAUUCUCCACACUAAUGGUCACACAAAGCAAGAAGAAAGCAAAUCACAUUUCGAAGAGUAGUGAGUCUUGUGUCAUCUGCCUUCUGUGAGUUCUCGUCAUGCAUGAGGCUUGGGCGUUUUAGGCCUGUGAUGUUUGUACCUCUCUUUCAACAAACUGCAUACGAUGUUUAAACAUUCAGUGUUGCCAAUCGCCCCUUAUUUUAGUGAUAAAGUAUGACUGAUUUUUUUUUUCAAUCACUUCUUUUGUUAUUUGUUGUUUUUAUUCAGCCUUUUAUUCAUGAACUGUCGUAUUUAAAAUUUUAUUUUAUAAUGCACAAUAUAUUGUUCAUAUUAUGGUAAUAAUUUUUUAUUUCUUUUGUCCUGUUGUCACAAUAUUACAAAUGUACAAAACAUGUACAUUUAUCAAAAGAUGUCCAUGGAUUACCAAAGUUAUGCACCCUGAUAUGAGAAGGUGGCCCAAACCUGUUUUGACAAGGUUAAACCUAUUUUCAACCAAACUGUUAAACAUAGAAUUUGAUAAAAAUGUGUAAUUCCUUCUCACUUUUAUCAUUUUGUUUACAUGUAAAAUCAAAGUAAUUAUACAGCAAACAAUGAAGAAAGCUUUAUAUAUAUAUAUAUAUAUAUAUAUAUAUAUAUAUAUAUAUAUAUAUAUAUAUAUAUGUUCUAUAUUUAUAGAUUUUACUUUUUAAUUCAUCUAUAAAAUUAAGCUAUAUAUUAACUCAACAUCCAUCAAAAAUAUUACACAAACUGUACAUUUCAGUUCAUUUUUACAUAAAUAUGCGACCUAUCUGUGUACAUCUCAGUAAAACUUUUAUACAAUUAGAUAACAGCACGAAAUGAGAACGAAAGUUUUCUGGAUUUUAUUUCAAAUCAACAAUGACCCCUUGAAUAAUUUUCAGUAUUUAUGAGUAUGUUUGUUUGUAGUGAUGACAUUUCUAUGAAACUGAUAUUUCUCAAAGGCUGUCCUUUGUCCUAUUGAAUACUGUUUGGAAUGUGUUUUAUUGAAUGCAACCACCGUUUGAACAUGUUUUCACUUUAAGUUAUUUUUUUAUGAAUUGCAAUAUUAGGUUUUAGUUUUAUCUGUUCUUCUUGGUGUAGAAUUAUGUACAAAAAUGAUGUUUGUCAUUGACAAUUGAAAUACUUAGAACUCCGACAGGAAAAUGUGAGUUCAAAAUCUAUAGAGUUUGUCUGUAGUUCACUUGUAUAUCCUUUUUCAAAGAUGCACUGCCACAUAUUCGUUCCCACCUUGUAGACACAAAUAGGCAUAAACUGAACUUUAAGACUCCUAAAGUCGGCUCAUGCUGAAGUCUGAGCUGUCACAUACUAUCGCUGUACAGUUGUUGAGGAGACAGUGGAUGCUGAGGCAGAAACAGAAAUAGUUCUAUGAAUUAGACCGUGUUCAAUUCUGAGCCACAGGUGAGGGUUUGGAGAGGGUCGAAGAGAAAACGGGAAGGGGCACAUUACAGUAGGGAUGCAUGUACAUAUGUAAAUGAUAAAUAGAGACAUGUUAACAGAAAUGUAUUCAUUUUCCCCAGGGGAAUGUGCAUUGUGUAUUUAGAAUUUGUAAAGCUUGCAUCCUCCCAUCAGAAUCUAAAUUGGGUAAAAUGAAUCUGUGUUUGUUAGCGUCUGUGGAACCUCUUGGCAUUUGUUCACUUUUGUAAAAUAUCCAUCCCACAUAACAGGAAUUUGGGGAGGGGAUAAAAAGAGACACAUUUGUUUUACAUUUGUGUAAUAUUUAGCUUAUGUGUAUUGCUCCAUUUCUUGUGUACUUAUCAAGGUGCUACAAAAGAUAAUGAAGAAAAUCCUGGGGAAUAAUUUCGAAAAUAGGGACACGGGGCCAGGAGCGGUUCCAAAAGAUUGUAACCAAAAUCCAGAGUUUGUAUAAUUUUGAUAUCAUGAUCAGGAAAAAACAAAACAAAAACAAAAAAAACAAAAAAAAAAACAAGGUACAAUCUGAGGUGAUUGGCGCCAAACGUUGCAGUUGUCUUUGCUUGUACAUUCUGUUGUACAAUCAUUUCAUAUUCUAAACUGGUCAGAAGAAAAGAAAAAGACAAAAACAACAAAAAACUAAUUGUGAUUUUUAGUCUUGCAAAACUGUAUGUAGUUAGAUGCUGUGACAUCCUAAUAUUUAUCUAAUAAAUAUGUAUUCAGAUGAAACAAC
Messenger RNA from Myxocyprinus asiaticus (Chinese sucker), 7579 nucleotides. RefSeq names its product zinc finger, MIZ-type containing 1a (gene zmiz1a). Gene Ontology annotation, biological process: regulation of transcription by RNA polymerase II; protein sumoylation. Gene Ontology annotation, molecular function: SUMO ligase activity; zinc ion binding. The record is from RefSeq and is a predicted model, not a curated record. The transcript is spliced from 21 exons. The coding region runs from base 1633 to 4446 and encodes 937 amino acids. Lineage: Eukaryota; Metazoa; Chordata; Actinopteri; Cypriniformes; Catostomidae.